AUGUGUUGUCUGAGGAGAAAUGAGUGUCCUGAAACCCGUGCGAAGACGAGGAAAGGCAGGCAGCCGAGCAUUACCAAUCCUGGCCAUUCCGGCCCAACGACCUUCUUCCUCAAGACCGAGAAAGAGAUGGAGCGAAGCAUGCAAAGAGGACGAAAGCCUUCACGGGCUUCAGCUGUACCAGAGGAGGAUGAUCAGACAACGCCAAUGGCGAGCGUAGAGGAUACUUCGUUUGGCGUCCAAAGCCUGGAAGAAACAAUAAACUCGACAUUCUCUUCCACCGGUAGCCUAUCAAGAACUGCAAGCACCAGCACCGAGCGAUCGUCAGAAGCAGACGCCGAUGGUAAUCUGACUAUUGGACGGCGGCGACCCGCAAACCGUGUGCAUCCUACAAUCAUGGCAGCAGGUCAACGCAUAAUAUCUUCAGAACGGCCUCACACACAGGCAGCAUCAGGUGCUUCGCCGGAGUUAUUUGCUUCUCCACUACGCAACCCUCACCUACGGAGAGGCUCUGGAACAUCCUCCAUCAACAUGAGCCAUCCACUCACUCCCAUCAAGCUCAGUCCGCAUCAACAGUCUGCCACACCCAGCGAGCCUCGAUCCGGCUCUCCAAAGUCGUUUAGGCUUAGCGAUGAAGAGAGUAGCGUAGUGGACGACGCCAGCAGCCAGGUUGUUUUCUCUUCAGGAGGCGAGGAAGAUGAUCUACGUCAAGUUGAACGUACACCUCAGCUCGUCAUGCCUAGUCUAGCGAUGCCAGGACGAAAGCCAUUCACCGAGCUGGGCCGGCAAUUAGGGAGAGCCAAGAUCAUGGUGAUUGGUCCUAAGGGCGUUGGAAAGUCAAGCUUCAUUAACAGUGUCCUUCGCUCAUCCGAGCAUAUUGUCCACGUCGACCCUGCAGUAGUUGGACCAUCGACCCAUCCCUCAUACAACGGCGACGACGAUAACUGCCGACCUGUGUUCAGUGAGCUUCAUGCGUCGACGAGGCCCUUGCCAUCGUGGUGGACGGAUUUCGAAAGCCGCCGAAUGCUCCACCGUAGAAAGAGCAUCGGCGAAGGUGCGCUGGACCGCAACCUCACUUUCAUUGAUACUCGUGGACUGGACGACGAUCGUGAUAUCCAAAGACUAUUAGAAUACGUGAAGUCUGAUAUGCAGAGGACUGCACGCUUGGAUAGUAUGGGGGAUAGUGAGCUGGUCAAUCUGCUCAGUGGCGACGGCGGCGCACAAAUCGACGCAAUCAUAUACCUAUUCGAUCCAAACCCCAAGGACGGCUCUGAUCCAGUCCAAUGUGGGCUGACCGAGAAACACCAAGAACUUGUACGACACCUAUGCAAGUGGAACAACUUCAUUCCAGUCAUUGGUCGUGCGGAUACCGUGACAGCAGAAGCCCUCGAGAUGAGGAAGAAUCAGAUCCACGAGCUACUCGGCUCCAUGAGUGUCGAGUCGUACGCUCUAGCAGAGUCAAACGAGGCAAAUACAUCGCGGCUUGAGCCAUUUGCAGUGUCAUCAGCUCUGGGUGAUGACACCGAAGUUAUCGACGCCAGCAUACUGAUGUCUUCACAAUAUAUGCAGCCACUACUACCUAGUGAGCUGGGCAGCUUCUUGGAACUCUUCCUCACCCCGGACAAUAUAUCGAAAAUGCGCCAUCUAUCAGCCAUCAAGUUCGUGCUCUGGAGACAGGGAAACUUGGGCUACCACGUCGGUCGCUCACUUUCUCUACGUGCGAGCAGCCCUGGCGAUCUCAGCCUCGGUAGUGUAGAGCCGAGCAAGGUCCUUGUACCGCAUUCGACAUCAAGCUACUACCGUGCAGAUUCGCCUGCGUAUUCUGACAACUCGCGGCUGUCAGCAAACGCUGCUGAAAUUGCUACGUUGCCGCGAUACAAUGAACAACCAUCUGAGCCUUUCCGCCAGGUCCGACUGGCGAAGUGGGCUCAGGAUUUGCAACGUAGCCUCGCCAAUGAGCGUGGUAGAUACGUGCAAAUGUUCAACAACCGUACGACUGUUCGGAGCUCUGGAAGCAGUGAGAAGGAUGAUCAGGCCUUGACCACGACCACCAAUGACUGUCGCCCGGGGCGAGGCCGUUUGGGUGGUGAUCUUGGAGUAAUUGAUCCUCGAGAUCCGCUCGGUGUUCUUGCGUUUGGACAGGCAUUCAGGCGAAGAGGAUACUUCAUGCUCCAGAUUGUUGGGAGUUGCGGCUUGAUUGGAGCCGUGGCAUACUGGAUCAUGCGCAACUGGGCAGAGGUUCAGGACUUCUUUGGUGUUGGCCAGACAAGCAUGGUCCAGGCGACUGCUGUUCCUGCGCCUUCGCCCAAGACUUGGUUGGAUACCAUUGAUUUGAGAAGUUUCUUUGGAUGGAGGUGA
Molecule: messenger RNA, 2355 nt
Organism: Zasmidium cellare ATCC 36951
Lineage: Eukaryota; Fungi; Ascomycota; Dothideomycetes; Mycosphaerellales; Mycosphaerellaceae
Exons: 4
Coding region: 1-2355 (784 amino acids)
Biological process (GO): cytoskeleton-dependent cytokinesis
Cellular component (GO): septin complex; cell division site; septin ring
Molecular function (GO): GTP binding; molecular adaptor activity; GTPase activity
Source: RefSeq, a predicted model, not a curated record